AUGAAUACCGACUUAAAACUUUUUGAGGUGUCUGCUCCUUUGCCAACAUUACCACCUAAUGCUACCAAGGAAAUCACCACCGAUCUUAUUAAAAGCUACGCCCUCGAAAACAAUUUUGAAUUGACUAAAGUUCGCUCUUCAGAAACCAGAAUUCAUUUUCAAUGUAAAAGAGGCGGUGUUUACCGUAACACUCGUGAAUUAGCCGAAGCUAAUCGUAAGCGUCAAAAGGACAGUUGCAAAUGUAACUGCCCUUAUUACAUUAAAGUAAAAACAACCAAGGAUGGAGGUUUUUCCUACACUCAACCUACCGGGGAUGAACAUUUUCAUAAUCACCCACUCAGUGCAGAAAAUGUUCUUUUGAGCAGUAAUGGAAGAAAGAACAAGCUCAAUUCUGACGAUGUUGAAAAAAUUCAGAAGGGUAUCGAGCAGGAAAUACCAACAAAGUUGAUCCAAAAAUUGAUCAGCGCUGAAAGUGGCGUCAACAAGUUGACAGUUCAUGAUAUCAACAAUUUAAGAUACAAAAAUACGGAUCGUGUGAACCUUCGGUCUGACGAUGGAGCUAAAUUGCUCAUCCACCACAUCGAGAGUAAAGGCUAUAACACUGCAUACAGAUGUGAUCCUAUAUCUAGAAACCUUGAUGGAUUAUUUUUCACCAAUGAUACAUUGGUUGCGAGAGCUAAGCGUUUCUCCGAGGGAAUGUUUUCCCUUCAACCUCUUGAUUUGGCUUUCAGCACCAUUGACAGUAAUCUGAGCAAUUUUGAAAGAGGAUAUAAGGACAUUGAAAAUGGGGAAAAACAUAAGGUGGAUGUUCGCGUUUCUUUGGAGCCUCGUUUGGCCCAUUUGAUCGGGAAAGUAACUCACCGUGCGUUGGUUUCCCUCCGUACUGAGCUUUUAAGAAAAUCGGUUGACAUUUCCAGUCCAUGCAGUUGUCAAUGCCGACUAAAUUAUGGUCUCCCUUGCUUUCACGACUUGCAACGUUUGGAAAAAAUUAAGAUGGAAAACAUUCCAAGCAGAUGGUGGUUUGAACGCCAACAAAGUUCAAUCCGUUAUGAAGAAUUUUCUGUUGAAGCUGAAACAUUAGAAGUAAUCCAGCAACCUUGGGAUGACUGUCUGGCAAAAGUCGAACAAACUUUUAGAUCGUUCGAUGGAAAUUCGCAAAGUAUCUCCCAGUUCAUACGGGCUAUAGAGAGUGUGAUGACUAUUAUGAUUGAAGAUGAAACAUACGUAGACGAACUAUCUUUACGUCUUCCCUCAAACGAAGACGUUAAAUCACCUGGUAGGCCCAAGAAGACGGUGAGGCUCAGUGCUUUGAAAAAGGAUCACGCCAAGAAAACAGCAAGUAACCUUGCAAUCCACAAAGUCGAAUUGGAGAAUGACGACGAUGAAGAAGUUUGGGAGGUGAAGGGCCUGAAGAGAGAAGCUGAUGAGUGGGUCGGGAUGCCUGAGAGAACGAAGAGGCGAAAGGUUGAUUUGGGUGAAGAGAACGAGAACUUCUUGAAAUUACAUUUGUCAAUCGACAAAUCUAAUGUGAAAGCCGUUUAUGAUCCCGUUGGAGACGGUUAUUGUGGCUUUAGAGCAAUAGCCUUUUUGCAUUACGGUGACGAGAACAAAUUCCAACUCGUGAAAAAGGAUAUGUUGCUGGCACUAGAAAAGAACAAGGAAUAUUAUGCAAAUAUUCUUGGCCAAAAUGUCGUUGAGUUAAAGGUCACGAUAAGCAGGGGAUUAAAAGAUGCAGCAGAAUCAGCAAUCUGGUUUAAAAGCCCAGGUUGUGCUCAAGUUGUUGCUGAUGCGUACAAUACUCCUGUUUGCGUUUAUAACUGUCCCCUGGCUACAUCUCGCCUGGACAAUCCUAUAACGUUUCUUCCGGUGAGUAUGCCUGUGAGACCCAAGGCUAAAGUGCAGCCAUACUUGCUACAAAACGUGGAAAACAAGCACUGGUUGGCAUUAAAGUUUGGUCACUUGCAGACAAAGUAUCCACCUGUAACUCACCUGUAUUUCAACAUUGAUAAUUCGUACGAGACUCUGUUCAAGACGACUUGGAACCUCUUCGGACAAUUCCCCAAGUUUAGAUCUUCAGAUGAACCAAAGGGUGAGCCAGAGAUGAUUCAAUUGUUGGAUUAA
Messenger RNA from Mucor mucedo, 2121 nucleotides. RefSeq lists its product as uncharacterized. Lineage: Eukaryota; Fungi; Mucoromycota; Mucoromycetes; Mucorales; Mucoraceae. The record is from RefSeq and is a predicted model, not a curated record. Gene Ontology annotation, molecular function: zinc ion binding. The transcript has 2 exons. Bases 1 to 2121 code for a protein of 706 amino acids.